Cicer arietinum (chickpea) is the source of this 1065-nucleotide messenger RNA. RefSeq names its product DNA-directed RNA polymerases II and IV subunit 5A-like. Gene Ontology annotation, cellular component: RNA polymerase III complex; RNA polymerase II, core complex; RNA polymerase I complex. The record is from RefSeq and is a predicted model, not a curated record. Gene Ontology annotation, molecular function: DNA binding. Gene Ontology annotation, biological process: transcription elongation by RNA polymerase I; tRNA transcription by RNA polymerase III; transcription by RNA polymerase II. Lineage: Eukaryota; Viridiplantae; Streptophyta; Magnoliopsida; Fabales; Fabaceae.
UAUAAUUUGAUGAAACAAAUUUUGUUCUUAGUGGACGCAAAAGUACGCUUCCCGCACGCAGAUAGACACCGGACUAACACCUCUGUUUCUUUCCAAUCAUCAAACCCUCUCUCAGUCUGAUUUGUGGUCGUUGACAAGUAAUUUCUUUUUCUUUUUCUUUUUUAGUUGUGAUAGUACCUACCCUAUUGUAGAAGAGCGACGCCACGAUGGUGUUUCCAGAGGAAGAGAUAACGAGGCUAUAUAGGAUUCGUAAGACGGUCAUGGUGAUGCUUAGGGACAGGAAUUACCUCGUCGGAGACUUUGAGGUUAACAUGUCCAAACACGAGUUCAAGGAAAAGUACGGCGAGAACAUGAAGAGAGAAGACCUUGUUAUCAACAAGACUAAAAAAGAUAAACCCUCCGAUCAGAUCUACGUUUUCUUCCCGGAGGAAGUUAAAGUCGGCGUCAAAACAAUGAAGACUUACACUAACCGUAUGAACUCCGAGAAUGUGUACAGAGCAAUCCUUGUUUGUCAGACCAGCCUCACUCCCUUCGCGCGAACUUGCAUCGCUGAAGUCUCUUCUAAAUUUCACUUGGAAGUCUUUCAGGAGGCGGAACUUUUGGUUAACAUAAAGGAACAUGUGCUUGUGCCUGAACAUCAGGUGCUUACUGAAACUGAGAAGAAAACUUUACUUGAGAGAUACACUGUCAAAGAAACUCAACUACCUAGAAUCCAGGUGACAGAUCCUGUUGCAAGAUAUUAUGGUCUGAAGCGUGGACAAGUUGUUAAGAUAAUCCGGCCAAGUGAGACUGCAGGAAGAUAUGUUACAUACCGAUUUGUUGUAUAAUGAUUUUCCUCCUUGCCCAUUGAUAUUUAUGAGAAACUUGAACAGUGAUUAUACAGCCUUUUUUUUUUAAUGGUUGACAAUAACUACGUUUUUGUAGCUUGUGUUUACCUACUAGUUCUAAGCCUCGUGAAAUAUGGUUAAAAUGAUUUUAAUGUCUACUCAGAGUCCGAUGCUAAAUUUCAUCAUGGAAACAUUGACUUUUAUUUAGUUCUAUAUCCCUACUCAAAUUGCUAAGCCA